GCAUGAGUCAGCAGCACUCUGUGCUGAGGUAUGAUGACGCAUGUGGAGGACUUUUCAAGGUGAAGCGUGGAUUUGUCUUGAAAUAGAAUCUAUGAGGCUCAAAAGCCGUGGCAUGUCGGCACCGAUUCAUUUUUCAAUGCUCGUCAUUGUUCUGUCUGCUGUGGAGCCUAUUCAUCAGCAAGGUCAUGGAGAAAAGGGGGAGGGAGCGAUGUGUCUACAGUCAUUCCUCUGUCUGAAGGUCCUCAAUCACCUGUCUGCUUUCUAAAGUGACUUAUUCAUUACUAAAUUCUAAAAGUUGAAGGUUACAUAGUUGGUAGAGCCUUUGUGGAGUUGGUAUUGUGAAUCUGGCUGACUCAUGCACUCUGACAUGUGGAAUUAAGCUUUACGAAGACUUUACCUAGUGUUCCAGAGCAGCUCCAUAUCUGUCAUCUCUGACUUUUGUGACACUGGAAAAUAAAGGAUGGAACUAUGGCUCGUUGUCUGACCAGUCAUGGAGACUAUGCAGUGAUCAGAUCAGUUUUUCCCCUUGAGGAAACGGAUGACCUUGACUCUUUUGAGGCUCAUUAAAUGUGUUGAUGUCCUGAGGCUUAAUGUGUGUGCGUGUCUUACAUGCAUGGGUAAAAGCGUGUUUAGGGGUGGAACCGUCAUUUUGAAGACCAUUUUUUUUAGAUAAACCACAUGAAGCAGACAGACAUCUGUUCUCUGUCUCCUACGACACCAAUAUACCUCUGAAUAUCCAUAAGGCUACUAUGCGAGUUAGGAACAGUACAGAUGUCCAGUCUUACCUGCUCUCGUGGUUCCAGAACUACCUCAAUCAAACCUGGAGCUUACCACCAGAUCCUCCUGCCCUUACUACAGCCCACCAACCCCCUGUCCCCUUCAGUGCAGUGCAACUCAAAGGCCAAAGCCAAGGAAUGAUCUACAUUCUUCUGAUAGUGGGCUUUUUCAGUUUCUUCACCUUUGGCAUCAUGUUCAGCUACAUCCGUUCCAAAAAGCUGGAGAACUCACAGGAUCCUUACCACCAGUACAUCGCUCGAGACUGGGCCAGUGUGUUGUCACCCCCCUCUGCAGCUAUCAGACAGGCUCUCAGAGCCAAGAAGGAGCCUGUGGUUAUCGGAAACCCAGCUGCUCUGGAGCACCUAUCCGGGUGAGGGUCCAGAAAACUGCCGGAGAUGACAGAGUGCACACUUUAAUCAAAUAUGAACAGCAUUUUAUCUGUAAUUGCACUUUUAACCAUUGGUAAAAAUGAAUGAAGUCCUUCAGAUUACUUCAUAAAU
Astyanax mexicanus (Mexican tetra) is the source of this 1277-nucleotide messenger RNA. RefSeq names its product potassium voltage-gated channel subfamily E member 1. The record is from RefSeq and is a predicted model, not a curated record. Gene Ontology annotation, cellular component: membrane. The transcript has 2 exons. Gene Ontology annotation, biological process: regulation of ventricular cardiac muscle cell membrane repolarization; potassium ion export across plasma membrane; negative regulation of delayed rectifier potassium channel activity. NCBI's taxonomy places the organism in Eukaryota, Metazoa, Chordata, Actinopteri, Characiformes, Acestrorhamphidae. Gene Ontology annotation, molecular function: delayed rectifier potassium channel activity; potassium channel regulator activity; voltage-gated potassium channel activity involved in ventricular cardiac muscle cell action potential repolarization. Bases 750 to 1151 code for a protein of 133 amino acids.